AUGGGGCGUCUUAACGAGUACCAGGUCAUUGGGAGGCUCAACCCUUCGGAGCAGCAGCCCACUCCCAAAUUGUAUCGCAUGCGGAUUUUCGCCCCUAACACUGUGGUCGCCAAGUCCCGCUUCUGGUACUUCAUGUCUCAGCUCCGCAAGAUCAAGAAGUCCAACGGCGAGAUCGUUUCCCUGAACAUGAUCACCGAGAAGCGCCCUCUCAAGGUCAAGAACUUCGGUAUCUGGAUCCGCUACGACUCUCGUUCCGGUACCCACAACAUGUACAAGGAGUACCGUGAGAUGUCCCGCACUGAUGCCGUCGAGGCUCUCUAUCUCGAUAUGGCCGCUCGCCACAGAACUCGCUUCGGAAGCCUUCACAUCCUGAAGGUUGUUGAGAUCACCGACAACGAGACCAUCCGUCGCCCCUACAUCAAGCAGCUCAUCCAGAAGGACCUCAAGUUCCCUCUGCCCCACCGCUCCGCCAACCCCGGCAAGAAGAUCUUUGCCUACUCUCGCCCCUCCACCUUUGCUUAA
Molecule: messenger RNA, 522 nt
Organism: Penicillium waksmanii
Lineage: Eukaryota; Fungi; Ascomycota; Eurotiomycetes; Eurotiales; Aspergillaceae
Product: 60S ribosomal protein eL20
Exons: 5
Coding region: 1-522 (173 amino acids)
Biological process (GO): translation
Cellular component (GO): ribosome; cytosolic large ribosomal subunit
Molecular function (GO): structural constituent of ribosome
Source: RefSeq, a predicted model, not a curated record